AUGGAAAAUUAUAUAAAAGAUAAAUUAAGUGAGAUUUGUGGUGGUUCGGGCACAGAUGAUAUUCAAAAUUCCAUGUCCUACAUUGCCUUUUCGUUUGUUAAAGGCGUUCUCAAAGUGGCCAGUGAAGAUACGAUGAAUUCUGAUACUGGUGAGAGUUCGUCAAUAAUUAUCCCCGACGUUUGCCUUGUUAGUAACAGUGGCAGUGGUAGUUAUCAACAACAAGCACAACUUCAUCGUGAAAGUCAACCAUUGUUAACGCAUAUGGAUUCUGUAGAUUCACAUCACAUUCCAUGGAAUAAUAUUACGGAUGAUCCAGAGUAUGCCGAUGUUAUUUAUCAAGCUGAACGAGCCAUUGAAGGUGGAAUAUUACCGUUGAGAAUUGUACAAGGAUCAAGUGGAAGUUAUUUUGUGAGAAAUUUAGAAGGAAAAACAAUUGGAGUAUUUAAACCAAAAGACGAAGAGCCAUACGGUAGACACAAUCCAAAAUGGACGAAAUGGUUACAAAAGACGUGUUGUCCAUGCUGUUUUGGUCGUUCCUGUUUAGUGCCGAAUCAAGGUUAUUUAUCUGAAGCUGGUGCGAGUCUAAUAGAUACAAAAUUAAAAUUAAAUGUUGUACCAAAAACAAAAGUGGUUCGAUUAGCUGCUGAUUCAUUCAACUAUCCGGCCUAUAAACGAAAAUGGAUGACAGCAAAACGUGAAAUUAAUGAACGUGUAUCAGCACAAUUUCAUGGCAGAAGAGUAUUUCAACCAAGAGGUUUACCAACAAAGAUUGGUUCAUUUCAAUUAUUUGUGGAAGGUUAUUCAGAUGCUGAUGUUUUAUUAAAACAAAUUGAUCAUGAUUCAUUAACAGAAGAAGUUUCUCAACAAUUUCAACGUAAAUUUGAACGAUUAGUUGUACUCGAUUAUAUCAUUCGAAAUACAGAUCGAAAUAAUGGAAAUUGGCUUAUUAAAUAUGACAAAACAGCUUGUGACAGAGACAGGCUACUUCAUUCUUUAUCUAGUCCACAACUACAGGAACAAAAGGAGAAUAUAGAUUCAAAUCAUGCUGUUGGUGAUAUAUCUUCAAUUCCAAUUACCACUACAGAAUUUGUCACAUCACCAUCACAAGUAUCUACCGUCACUUCAUCUCCAAAAGUUGAAAUUGAUUUAGCAGCUAUUGAUAAUGGUCUAGCAUUUCCAUUUAAACAUCCAGAUGAAUGGCGAACAUAUCCUUUUCAUUGGGCAUGGUUACCACAAGCAAAAAUUCCAUUUUCUGAUGAAAUUAAACAGUUGAUAUUACCUUUCUUAUCAGACAUGAAUUAUGUUGAACAUGAAUUAUGUGAUGAAAUACAAAGAUUAUUUGCAUUAGAUAAAGAUUCAGAGAGACGAACAGUAGAACGACAAUUGUCAGUUAUGCGAGGACAAAUUUUGAAUCUUGCUCAAGCAUUACGCGAUGGUAAAUCACCAUUUCAACUUGUUCAAAUGCCUGGUGUGGUUGUUGAACGUUUGGGACAAACAACGAAACAAUUUAAACAAAAAUUUAGUGAUCGUUAUCCGUUAUUUUCAUGGUUUUAA
Molecule: messenger RNA, 1554 nt
Organism: Didymodactylos carnosus
Lineage: Eukaryota; Metazoa; Rotifera; Eurotatoria; Philodinida; Philodinidae
Source: the annotation of a GenBank genome assembly